AUGGACAGUAAAUCCCGCUACGAGCACCUGCCAAUCCCCACCUACGAAGAAGCCACUUCCUCCAGACCUGUCUCCUCCCAGUCCAGAAUUGGCCCUGAAGAGAUCAGUGACGAUGCAGAAAGGCAGGGCCUACUUCGCAAUGAUUCAAACGGCAAUUACCGGCCCCCAACUGUCGAGUCCGCCCGGCCCAGCCUGGAUUCCUUGGAUGGACUUGAGCAAGACACGGAAGAAGAGCGACGGAGAGACAUAGAGCAGAUGGAUAUAGAGGAUCCUCUCAGCGACACAUCUUCCAACCGUUCGCUGUUACGCUACCGCCUUUCGAAGCGAUUCUCCAGUUUAACAAACUCCUUUUCCUCCCUAUCACUACCUUCCUUCCGUUCGUAUUUUUCUGGCCUCUCCUGGCCUCAUAUAAAUUAUCAACAGCUCGAUACAAAUCGCGUUGUCAUUAUCGGGCGACUCUUCGGCGUUUUCUUGAUUAUGGGCCUUGUCUAUGUACUUAUAGCCUCCGAUGUCUUGUCAUUCACAAGAAACAGAAUGGGGAUGGGUCAGAUGUAUGAUCCAGAAUCCAUACGGAUAUUUAUUCAGAACCAUAUGAAUUCUCGGGGGAGUAUGCAGGAGCAUCUUCAACACAUAACUGACUUUCCGCAUAUCGCCGGUACGGAAGGGAAUUAUGUACUCGGAGAGUGGGUUGCUGAAUUGUUUAAAGCUUCCGAACUUGAAGAUGUGGAUAUGGAGAGAUUUGAUGUUUACUUAAACUAUCCUAGAAAACAUGGGAGGAGAGUGGCUAUCGUGGAGCCAGAGGAAUUAAAAUGGGAAGCGAGGAUUGAAGAAGACCAGGAGCAAGCAUUCGUCUUCCAUGGGCAUUCCAAAUCUGGUGACGUUACCGGCCGUCUUGUAUACGCCAAUUUCGGGUCACGAGAGGACUUCCAGGCACUUGCAGACAAGGGUGUAUCCGUCAAAGAUGCCAUCGUACUGGUCCGGUAUUAUGGCUCACAGGGCGACCGAGCCUUGAAAGUCAAGGCUGCCGAGCUUGCUGGUGCAGUGGGGUGUAUCAUUUAUUCAGAUCCUUCACAAGAUGGAUUUGUCCAAGGACCAACCUUCCCCGAGGGUCGAUAUAUGCCGGAUGAUGCCGUCCAGAGAGGGGCCGUCAGUCUGAUGUCAUACGUAGUUGGCGACGUACUUACACCUGGAUGGGCAUCUAUUCCUGCCAACAAGGAACAUCUAAAGCCUGAAAACAGUCCGGGCCUAAACAAAAUACCUUCAAUACCAAUAUCAUGGAACGACGCCAAACAUCUACUGGAAUCCAUCAAAGGUCACGGUUCGCAAAUGACGGAGGAAUGGAAGGGAACGCCGCAAACAGAGUAUUGGACCGGAGAUGAAACCUCACCCAAAAUAAACUUGAAAAACCUUCAAGACGAGGAAAUGAAACAACCAAUCUACAACGUUAUUGGCAAGCUUACUGGCUGGGAACAAUCAAACAAACGCAUCAUCGUCGGAAAUCAUCGUGAUGCAUGGUGUACAGGCGGUGCAGAUCCAGGCAGUGGUACUGCCGUCAUGCUUGAAGUAAUUCGUAUCUUCGGAGAGCUCCGUCGACUUGGAUGGAUUCCUCGACGAACGAUCGAGUUUGCCAGCUGGGAUGGCGAGGAAUACAAUCUUAUUGGCAGCACCGAACACGUCGAGUACCGUGCAGCCGAGCUUCGUGACGAAGGUGUUGCCUAUCUCAACGUUGAUGUUGGUGUCUCAGGAAGUGAUUUCCACGCUGCGGCAUCUCCAGUUUUCGAGACAGCCCUUCUCCGGAUUAUCGAUCGAGUUUUCGAUCCGGCUUCGGGUGGCUCUGUUCGUGGAGCUUGGGAUAAUGCCAACCGAAAUAUUACUGGACUCGGUGCUGGUAGCGACUAUGUCGCUUUCCAGGACAUUGCUGGCACCUCGUCGAUCGAUAUGUUCUUCAAAGGCAAAGCUUAUCCAUAUCAUAGCUGCUACGACAACUAUGAAUGGAUGACCAAAUUCGGUGACCCAGAGUUCCAAUAUCACAAAGCAAUGGGUGAGAUCUGGGCAUUAAUGAUCUACGAACUAGCAGACAAACCCAUCAUUCCAUUCGACCUAAACGCCUACGCGACGGCCGUGACAAGGUACAUCGAUGACUUGGACAACUACGUCCAAGCAAAAGCUGCGCAGCAGAAAGAGCCGACGUCAUCACUUCGGUCACUCGACCUCAGUCCUCUUCGCACAGCCUCGCAAGUCUUGACAGACCGAGUGCAGGAGUUUCACGCGUUUGACAGCGAGUGGCGCGACUUCUUCUUCGGAUCAGGCGGCUUUGAAUCCGGCAAACUGGCGAUCCAGCGACUUGAGCACAACGACCGUCUUACACAUUUCGAGAGCGAUCUCCUUGACCUUGCCGAGGGGGGCGGUCUACCCAACAGGACUCAAUUCAAGCACGUCCUCUUCGCCCCUCAGCUCUGGAGCGGCUACGACGAAGGUGUCUUUCCGGGGGUGCGAGACUCCAUCGAGGAAGGCCAGUGGGAUGCCGCCGCAGAACAAGUCAAGAAAAUCGCCGGUAUUCUUCAAACCGCAGCGAGGAAGUUGACUGAGGCAGAUGGUGAUGAGAGUAAGAAGCCUGAUUGA
Messenger RNA from Exophiala aquamarina CBS 119918, 2622 nucleotides. RefSeq lists its product as uncharacterized. Bases 1 to 2622 code for a protein of 873 amino acids. Gene Ontology annotation, molecular function: carboxypeptidase activity. The record is from RefSeq and is a predicted model, not a curated record. The transcript has a single exon. Lineage: Eukaryota; Fungi; Ascomycota; Eurotiomycetes; Chaetothyriales; Herpotrichiellaceae.